GAAAGAUAGGAGAAAAGAAAAAACGCGAGAAACGUUGUUCCCCUAAACUCUGAUCAAUUCGAGGAAGAUUAAGGGUGGGAAAAGCCAUGGAAGAGAUCUUGGGUUCAAGUGGUUCAGCAACAGCAAUCAACUCUUCCAAUAUAGGAUUUCAGCUAUUGAGGAAGCAAGGUUGGAAAGAAGGGUGUGGUCUUGGGAUCUCUGAACAGGGUAGAUUAGAACCCGUGGAAACUUAUGUGAAGAAUAAUAAACGAGGUUUGGGAGCGGAUAAAGUGAAGAAGAAGGUCGUGAAACCUGAUCAUAGUGAUGCUUCUAAAGGGAACAAUCAGAAGGAACGUAUGUUGGAAAAGAAAACCAAAGUACUUUCUAAACGGAUGAGAAAGAUGCAGGAGUUUGAAAAGAAAAUGCAGGAGAAGGAAUUUGAACGUGCUUUCUUCAGAGAGUUCUGGCCAGAAAAUGUGUAAAUGAGAAUUAGGUGGUUCAUAUCAUUAUGUGUCAGCAUGUCCUCUUGACUUACCUUCUUAGUACUGUAGACUGUAGAGGAUUCAGAGUUUGUGCAAGUUGGAUCUUCACGGUGUUUUCCCAGGGAUACAGGAGUUAGCCAAGGCUUUUCAAUUAGAAGGGAUUUCAGCACACCAUUUUUACGUGUAAAUAAUCAAGGGAAAUACUAGUUUCAUGUUAUAGGAGACUAAUAUCUCAUGUUGUAGACACAAAAUAUAUUAGGUUCAUUUUUUUAAAAUAAAUAAAUAAAUGAGUGUGUUUAUGACAUGAGAGA
Molecule: messenger RNA, 772 nt
Organism: Gastrolobium bilobum
Lineage: Eukaryota; Viridiplantae; Streptophyta; Magnoliopsida; Fabales; Fabaceae
Exons: 5
Coding region: 87-461 (124 amino acids)
Molecular function (GO): nucleic acid binding
Source: RefSeq, a predicted model, not a curated record